Helianthus annuus (common sunflower) is the source of this 529-nucleotide messenger RNA. Its product is annotated as zinc finger protein KNUCKLES-like. The record is from RefSeq and is a predicted model, not a curated record. The transcript has a single exon. Lineage: Eukaryota; Viridiplantae; Streptophyta; Magnoliopsida; Asterales; Asteraceae. The coding region runs from base 21 to 323 and encodes 100 amino acids. Gene Ontology annotation, biological process: negative regulation of abscisic acid-activated signaling pathway.
ACAUUCUCAUUCAUUCAUUAAUGGCGGAUCAAAGGUUGUAUGAUUUCUUACACAUGCAACCUCACUCAUCUGAUUCCGGCGCCGUCAACCAUCAUCAACCUAUAGCAAGAGUCUUCUCUUGCCUAUACUGUCCUCGCGUCUUCUACACUUUUCAGGCACUUGGUGGCCACCAGAACGCCCACAAACGUGAAAGAGCCGCCGCUCGCCGCUCCUACACCACCGCCACAAGUGCACCCAUCGCCGCUGCUAGUGCUGUUGGUACUCCUCCUCCUCCUCCGCCAGUGGAACAUCAUAAUGACGUUGAUCUUACGCUUCGGUUGUAAUGAUUUCGCUAUAUAUAUAUGUAUGAUGUUGGUAGGUAGCUAACGUUUAAGUCUAAUCAGUAAGUAGCUAGGGUUGGGAUGUGAAUGAAUGUGAUCGAUGACGACUUCUUUGUUUGAUUUGAUUUCGUUUAAUGUUCAUGUCAUUUCAUGCGAGUAAUACUACUUACUUACUUUUUGGGUAUAAAAUGAAAGCAAGUGAUAAUCAU